Messenger RNA from Plectropomus leopardus (leopard coralgrouper), 806 nucleotides. RefSeq names its product death associated protein like 1b. Gene Ontology annotation, biological process: cellular response to amino acid starvation; negative regulation of autophagy; apoptotic signaling pathway. The record is from RefSeq and is a predicted model, not a curated record. Gene Ontology annotation, molecular function: death domain binding. NCBI's taxonomy places the organism in Eukaryota, Metazoa, Chordata, Actinopteri, Perciformes, Serranidae.
AACCAAGUGGGCGUUGGGAAGAGUUUGGUGCUUUCUUUGCUUAUUCUCCGGAAAGUUUCAAAAAUGGUGCAGCAGCUCUCCAAAUCUGGAGCGAAGGAGACUCCUUUGCUGAAAGCUGGACAUCCUCCGGCAGUGAAGGCUGGAGGUAAACGGGUCGCCAAGAAAAGCUUGGAAGAUGGUGCCACCCAUCCAGAGAAGGAGACCAAGAGGGCUGAUAAACUAAGGUCCGUCGCCACCUCCAACAGGAUGCAACAAGUUGGUAUUCUUCUGGCUGGGACUCUUGACAAGCUGAGCCACGACUUUCCAGAGACACCGGUGAGCGUGAGGCACAGCAAAGUGCGCCCUGCAGUGGAGAAGCCUCACUCACCCCGGACCUUUUUCAUCCAGCAGCCGAGGAAGUUUUGAACAACAUGUGUUUAAGAAUGCCCCAGAGGCAGACCAUGUCAAGUCAACUGUGAAAGACAAACAUGAGGCAUCACACACACGAGGGGACUGACAGGUUGUCUGUGAAGUGUCAGUUUUAAUGGAGGGAAUCUUUCAUGGAGCUCUGUGUUAACUUUUUUAGGCUGUACUUGUCUGUGAAAAUACUAUAAACCAGCAUUUAAUGUGCCUUUCCUAUUGUUCUGAGAUAAAUGGUGUAGUUGUAUUUCCCAGCUCAUGAAAACCAGAUGGCAUAUUGGGUACGUUUAAUUUGAGGGUUUGGGGUUGUUACGUGAGGUUUUUGAGACUGUUUUUUUUCCAGUGAAAUCUUUGUUACGUAUUGCUUGGCACCUAUUAGAUUUAAUAAAAAAAGAUAUUGCACGGCA